GCGAGAGGACUGGAGCGGCGCGGGGAGGGCGCGCAGCUUGGUUGCUCCGUAGUACGGCGGCUCGCAAGGGAGCAUCCCGAGCGGGCUCCGGGACGGCCGGGAGCAGGCGGGCGGGCGGGGAUGGUGUGCGCGGCUGCGGACCCUGCGUUCCUCCGCGCGGCGUGCGGGCUGCACUGAUUUGUGCGAGGGGCGGCCGCGCGCACCCGCCCGGAGAUGAGGCGUCAAUCAGCAGGGUAAACGUGACAGAACCAUGGCUCAGUUUCCAACACCUUUUGGUGGUAGCCUGGACAUCUGGGCCAUAACUGUGGAGGAAAGAGCCAAGCAUGAUCAGCAGUUCCAUAGUCUGAAGCCGAUAUCCGGAUUCAUCACUGGUGAUCAAGCAAGGAACUUUUUUUUCCAAUCUGGGUUACCUCAGCCUGUCUUAGCGCAGAUAUGGGCACUCGCUGACAUGAAUAACGACGGAAGAAUGGAUCAAGUGGAGUUUUCCAUAGCCAUGAAGCUUAUCAAACUGAAGCUCCAAGGAUAUCAGCUCCCCUCUGCGCUUCCCCCUGUCAUGAAGCAGCAGCCAGUCGCUAUUUCUAGUGCACCAGCAUUUGGUAUGGGAGGAAUUGGUAGCAUGCCGCCACUUACAGCUGUUGCUCCGGUGCCAAUGGGCUCCAUCCCCGUUGUUGGAAUGUCUCCACCCUUAGUGUCUGCUGUUCCUCCAGCAGCAGUGCCUCCCCUGGCCAACGGGACACCUCCCGUCAUCCAGCCUCUGCCUGCAUUCGCUCAUCCUGCAGCCACAUUGCCAAAGAGUUCUUCCUUCAGCAGAUCUGGUCCAGGGUCUCAGUUAAACACUAAAUUACAGAAGGCACAAUCAUUCGAUGUAGCCAGUGCCCCUCCAGCAGCAGAAUGGGCCGUGCCUCAGUCGUCAAGACUGAAAUACAGGCAGUUAUUCAACAGCCACGACAAAACUAUGAGCGGACACCUAACAGGUCCCCAGGCAAGAACUAUUCUUAUGCAAUCAAGUUUACCCCAGGCUCAGCUGGCUUCAAUAUGGAAUCUUUCCGACAUUGAUCAAGACGGAAAACUCACAGCAGAAGAAUUUAUCCUGGCUAUGCACCUAAUUGAUGUUGCCAUGUCUGGCCAACCCCUGCCACUUGUCCUGCCUCCAGAAUACAUUCCUCCUUCCUUUAGAAGGGUUCGCUCCGGCAGUGGGAUGUCCGUCAUAAGCUCUUCUUCUGUGGAUCAGAGGUUGCCCGAGGAGCCGACUUCAGAGGAUGAGCAGCAGUUAGAGAAGAAGCUACCUGUAACAUUUGAGGAUAAGAAGCGGGAGAAUUUUGAACGCGGCAGUCUGGAGCUGGAGAAGCGCAGGCAAGCCCUCCUGGAGCAGCAGCGCAAAGAGCAGGAGCGUUUGGCUCAGCUGGAGCGCGCUGAGCAAGAGAGGAAAGAGCGGGAGCGCCAGGAACAGGAGCGCAAAAGGCAGCUGGAGCUGGAGAAGCAGCUGGAGAAGCAGCGGGAGCUGGAGCGGCAGAGAGAGGAGGAAAGAAGGAAAGAAAUUGAGAGGCGAGAGGCCGCAAAACGGGAACUUGAACGGCAGCGACAACUUGAAUGGGAGCGGAACCGGAGACAAGAACUCCUGAGUCAGAGGAACAAAGAGCAGGAGGGCAUUGUCGUCCUGAAGGCGAGGAGGAAGACUCUGGAGUUCGAGUUAGAAGCUCUGAAUGACAAAAAGCAUCAACUAGAAGGAAAACUUCAGGAUAUCAGAUGUCGACUGACAACUCAAAGGCAGGAAAUCGAGAGCACAAACAAGUCGAGAGAGCUGAGAAUUGCCGAAAUCACCCACUUACAGCAGCAGUUACAGGAAUCUCAGCAAACACUUGGAAGACUUAUUCCAGAAAAACAGAUACUCAAUGACCAAUUAAAGCAAGUUCAGCAGAACAGUUUGCAUAGAGAUUCGCUUCUUACCCUCAAAAGAGCCUUGGAAGCCAAAGAGCUGGCCCGGCAGCAGCUUCGAGAACAGCUGGACGAGGUGGAGAGAGAGACCAGGUCAAAGCUACAGGAGAUCGAUGUCUUCAACAACCAGCUGAAGGAACUAAGAGAAAUACACAGCAAGCAGCAGCUGCAGAAGCAGAAGUCCAUCGAGGCAGAGCGGCUGAGGCAGAAGGAGCAGGAGCGGAAGAGCCUAGAGUUAGAAAAGCAAAAGGAAGAAACUCAAAGACGAGUUCAGGAGAGGGACAGGCAGUGGCUGGAGCACGUGCAGCAGGAGGAACAUCCAAGGCCACGGAAACCCCACGAGGAGGACAAACUGAAAAGGGAAGAGAGUGUCAAAAAGAAGGAGGGCGAAGAGAAAACCAAACCAGAAGUGCAGGACAAGCUGAGUCGGCUUUUCCAUCCGCACCAAGACCCGGCUAAGCCAGCUGUCCAAGCACCCUGGUCUACCACAGAGAAAGGCCCGCUUGCAAUUUCUGCACAGGAGAACGUCAAAGUGGUGUAUUACCGAGCGUUGUACCCCUUUGAAUCCAGAAGUCACGAUGAAAUCACAAUCCAGCCGGGUGAUGUAGUCAUGGUGGAUGAAAGCCAAACUGGAGAGCCAGGGUGGCUUGGAGGAGAACUGAAAGGAAAGACGGGAUGGUUCCCUGCAAACUAUGCAGAGAAGAUUCCAGAAAAUGAGGUUCCCACUCCAGCCAAACCAGUGACUGAUCUGGCAUCUGCCCCUGUCCCCAAACUGGCUCUGCGUGAGACCCCCGCUCCUUUGCCAGUGGCCUCCUCUGAGCCCUCUACAACCCCCAACAACUGGGCAGACUUCAGUUCCACGUGGCCCACCAGCACAAGCGAGAAGCCUGAAACCGAUAACUGGGACGCAUGGGCAGCUCAGCCUUCUCUCACUGUGCCCAGCGCUGGCCAGUUAAGGCAGAGAUCGGCCUUUACACCAGCCACAGCCACUGGCUCGUCCCCAUCUCCCGUCCUGGGCCAGGGUGAAAAAGUGGAAGGGCUGCAAGCGCAAGCCCUGUAUCCUUGGAGAGCCAAAAAAGACAACCACUUAAAUUUUAACAAAAAUGAUGUCAUCACCGUUCUGGAACAGCAAGACAUGUGGUGGUUUGGAGAAGUUCAAGGUCACAAGGGUUGGUUCCCCAAGUCUUACGUGAAACUCAUUUCAGGGCCCGUCAGGAAAGCUUCAAGCAUUGAUACUGGCCCUACAGAAAGUCCUGCUAGCCUAAAGAGAGUGGCUUCCCCAGCAGCCAAGCCCGCUGUUCCUGGAGAAGAAUUUAUUGCCAUGUACACUUACGAGAGUUCUGAGCAAGGAGAUUUAACCUUUCAGCAAGGGGAUGUGAUUUUGGUUACCAAGAAAGAUGGUGACUGGUGGACGGGCACGGUGGGCGACAAGUCCGGAGUCUUCCCUUCUAACUAUGUGAGGCUUAAAGAUUCAGAGGGCUCUGGAACUGCUGGGAAAACAGGGAGUUUAGGAAAAAAACCUGAAAUUGCCCAGGUUAUUGCUUCCUACACUGCUACUGGACCCGAACAGCUCACCCUGGCUCCUGGCCAGCUGAUUUUGAUCCGGAAAAAGAACCCAGGCGGAUGGUGGGAAGGAGAGCUGCAGGCUCGAGGGAAAAAGCGCCAGAUAGGCUGGUUCCCAGCAAAUUAUGUCAAACUUCUAAGCCCUGGAACAAGCAAAAUCACCCCAACCGAGCUACCCAAGUCUGCAGUGCUGCCAGCAGUGUGCCAAGUGAUCGGGAUGUACGAUUACACCGCACAGAACGAUGACGAGCUGGCCUUCAGCAAGGGCCAGAUCAUCAACGUCCUCAACAAGGAGGACCCCGACUGGUGGAAAGGAGAAGUCAGCGGGCAGGUCGGGCUCUUCCCAUCCAAUUAUGUGAAGCUGACCACGGACAUGGACCCGAGCCAGCAAUGGUGCUCAGACUUACACCUCUUAGAUAUGCUGACCCCGACUGAGAGGAAACGACAAGGCUACAUCCAUGAACUCAUUGUCACAGAGGAGAACUAUGUGAAUGACCUGCAGUUGGUCACGGAGGUCUUUCAGAAACCCCUGAUGGAGUCUGAGCUGCUGACAGAAAAAGAGGUUUCUAUGAUUUUUGUUAACUGGAAGGAGCUGAUCAUGUGUAAUAUCAAACUGCUGAAAGCACUGAGAGUCCGUAAGAAGAUGUCCGGAGAGAAGAUGCCAGUGAAGAUGAUCGGUGACAUCCUGAGUGCCCAGCUGCCCCACAUGCAGCCCUACAUCCGGUUCUGCAGCUGCCAGCUCAAUGGGGCUGCCCUCAUCCAGCAGAAGACCGACGAGGCCCCCGACUUCAAGGAGUUCGUCAAAAGACUGGCAAUGGACCCUCGGUGCAAAGGGAUGCCUCUGUCCAGUUUUAUCCUGAAGCCUAUGCAGCGCGUCACGAGAUACCCGCUGAUCAUUAAAAAUAUCCUAGAAAACACCCCUGAAAACCACCCCGACCACAGCCACUUGAAGCACGCCCUGGAGAAGGCAGAAGAGCUGUGUUCCCAGGUGAACGAGGGGGUGAGAGAGAAGGAGAACUCGGACCGACUGGAAUGGAUCCAAGCCCACGUGCAGUGUGAGGGCCUUUCUGAGCAACUGGUGUUCAACUCGGUGACCAACUGCUUGGGGCCACGCAAGUUUCUGCACAGCGGGAAGCUCUACAAGGCCAAGAGCAACAAGGAGCUCUAUGGCUUCCUCUUCAAUGACUUCCUCCUGCUGACCCAAAUCACAAAGCCCUUAGGCUCUUCCGGCACUGACAAAGUCUUCAGCCCCAAAUCUAAUUUGCAGUAUAAAAUGUACAAAACGCCUAUUUUCUUAAACGAGGUCCUAGUAAAAUUGCCCACCGACCCUUCUGGGGACGAGCCAGUCUUCCACAUUUCCCACAUCGACCGAGUCUACACCCUCCGAGCAGAGAGCAUAAAUGAAAGGACUGCCUGGGUGCAGAAAAUCAAAGCUGCCUCUGAGCUCUACAUAGAGACGGAGAAAAAGAAGCGGGAGAAGGCGUACCUGGUCCGUUCCCAGCGGGCGACCGGUAUUGGAAGGCUGAUGGUGAACGUUGUGGAAGGCAUUGAAUUGAAGCCCUGUCGGUCACAUGGAAAGAGCAACCCGUACUGUGAGGUGACCAUGGGCUCUCAGUGCCACAUCACCAAGACGAUCCAGGACACGCUGAACCCCAAGUGGAACUCCAACUGCCAGUUCUUCAUCAGGGACCUGGAGCAGGAAGUUCUCUGCAUCACUGUGUUCGAGAGGGACCAGUUCUCACCUGAUGACUUUCUGGGUCGGACAGAGAUCAGAGUGGCUGACAUCAAGAAAGACCAAGGCUCCAAGGGGCCAGUUACAAAGUGUCUUCUGCUGCAUGAGGUCCCCACGGGAGAGAUUGUGGUCCGCCUUGACUUGCAGUUGUUUGAUGAACCAUAGCAGUCCCCGGAUGAUCAUAGAGGACUUCCUUCUCAAGGCCCCACACGCUGUCUGCUGAUCAGCCACGGGGCAACGGGGACAGCAAAGACAAAAGUCCCUCAAGGCUACUAGGAGUAGUUCUUGACAAUCCUGCCCUUCAAACCAUGUCCCAUUUUAUGAAUCCAAAUUCUCUUUUCCUUUGUCUUCCCUAUAGGUCCCAUCAUGGCUUCUAAAGUCUUGGAAAUCUACAACCUUCAACUAGGUCCCCUUGGGAGCCCAGAUUCUUCCCCGGGCUGGAGGCGUGGGUCUGGUUACUCCAGAGUAGAUUUGUAAAUGCAGGGGCUGUAUUUUGGAGAACUUGUGUGGGCCUCCUAUAUCUCACCUCUAGCAGCCCCUUUGCAGACUCCCUGACCUAUGAAGCCCCGUGUGUGGUGCGUUUAGUCCGGUUAUGAUGGAAUUGUUGCUGCUUUGGAGUCCAACCUCCACUGGGAAACGGGGCCCAGGAUUGAAUGCUCAGUAUAAUGGCUCCUGAGGCAGGCUCCCUGGAAAGCUGCUACUGGAAGAUUCUCGAGUGUGCAUUAGAGCUGUUCAGACCCCGAUUAGUGUCUAUUAGCAAAAACGCACUGGUGCACUAUGGGAUGGUUCAAGAUGUGCUUGGAGAAUGGUUCUGGAAGCUCAUCUAUGAAGUUCUGUCCUGAUGAGUUAGUCCACUCCGGGUCCCUGGGAAGCCUUGAUGACGCGGAAGUUCCUUACCUACGAAGUUCUACCCUGAUUAGCAUGAUCGGCUGUGGGCCACUUGGAAGGCUCGAUGACAUUAUUGAGUCCUGGUUGCCGCUAUACUUGGAACAUUCUCUUUGGCCUUGGAGACCCUGUGAUGUUUGGUGAGAAGUUCUGUCUGGUGAGCCGCCUGAGCUGAUUCUGUGUAUGGGUGUACUGGAUCUGACUGUUGAGUGACUCACCCCAGGAGGUCAUGCCUCACAUGGAUGAAGUUUGAAACAGAAAGGAUUCAAGAUGGAACUGGGAGAUGUUGGGAGAUGCUAAGAAAAUCCAUUACUUGGUGUGGGGAGGGGGAAAGACCCUGGGAAUACGUGGGCCCGGCACAUGAGGUAGGAAGAUGGGAAACUCUCCCCUGAGCUUUCUCGGGCACACACCAGUUUUUUAAUAAUAGAAACACAUGUGCUUUUUGCCAGAGUCAGGGUGUAAAGACCAAGUUUUUAGUCUGAGCACUUCAGGUUUUCUUUUCCUUAAAUGCUAAGAGAUAGGUUGGUUAAGUAGAUAAUGACGUACUUUGCUGAUGGAAAGUGUGGGCGGAGUUUUGUUCCCGUGGUCGCGUUCUCGUGGCCCAGCCUGAGGUCAUGAGUGUUCUUUGCAUGUCUCUGGAUUCUGGCCGCAGGCUCUCCUGGGCUAGGUGGGGGUCUUUUCUGUGGUAGGUCCUCAGGAUUGUUCUAGAAGUCUCUUGUAAGUGAUAGUGUGCCCGUGCCAGAAUAACUGCUCUGCUGAAAACUGAACGCUUCGUGUGACCUCACGCCUACAGGCCCCUGUCCAUGUAUGUGUGUCAUGUGAUUUUUCAAAAAAAUGUAUGUGGGAAAGGACAACAAGGUUUACAUUUCAUACUUCCGAGAAACACUUACUAUUUAUUUAUUGAAGAUAGUGUUGACUUUUGUAUCAAGAACAACAGACAUACCUAUUUUAUUUUUAAACACACCAAUAAAAUCUUCAGUUAGCAGCUGCUAGCCGAACACAAGCUAGAUUUAGUUAGCUUCAGGCAUGUCUUAGCUUACCACUUCCCAGCAGAAAACACUCGAAACGCUUCACGUUCGUGCUUUUUAUGUUAUUAAGAAACUGUUUUAAAUGAAACGUGUAAAUGGAUCCAUAACUCAUGUUUCCCCGUUUCUAUACCCAGGAGGCUUUGCUCGGUGUAGUGAUGAAGGACGUGUUCCCAUAGUGUGAAAAACAAGUGUUCAGUGUGCAAAUGGCCAGGGUUGAGCCACCAUUCUGUUGACCCUCCCUUCUGUCCCUUAGCCCCCUUUCCCUUCGUCGACUUUAUUUUCAGGUUAAUGUUGAACGUCCAUGUUCCCGUAGGAAGGAUGAGGCAUGCACGGUGGCCCCUGUAGGGCCUAGGUUGCCUCCUCACAGAAUCCCAUGGUUGUGGCAUGCAAAUGCAGUCUGUGGGUCUCUUCCCCAGGUGACUCUGCUGGGCAUCCUUGGGGGUGAUCCUGGGGCUUGACAAAUCUGGAUUCAUGUCCUUGCAUCUACUACUGUCAUUUGUCAUGAGUGAGUGUGCUUCUGGAUGAGCUGGACUGGCCCUGAGACCCAGCUAUGACUCCAGAGUCCUGCAGGGGAGUCCUGCUGUGAUCCAAGGGUGACAGAGCCACAGACCCUUGAUCCUCGACUUCUUUGCGUCUCCCUUUUAGAACAGCCAGGCUACAUUUCAUACAAAUGCCAUGUCCUCGCCAACAAGGGAUCUGAACCCCAGCUGUACGCGUGCUGAUGCUAGCCCUUCAAUCACCCCUCCCCCUGAGGCAUUCUCCUGUGAGCCACACUGCCAGGACCUCUCACACUCCACCCUCCCCUCCAUCAGGAAGGGGCUCUCCUCGAAAGUGGCUAUGCUCUGACCCUGAGAACUCUCCUGAGAGCAUUGAGACCAAAGCUCCUAAGCUGGGCUUUCUUCACGAACCACUUGUCCCAAGGGGUCAUUUCUGACCUCUGAGGCAGGACUGAUAUUUUGUCCCCCUAGUAGGUGGUCUCUUGGGACCAGAUUUGCUGUGUCCACCAGAGUUUGGAGACAUAUGUAAUUUGUUCAGGUCUAGGUCUGCCCUGGCUGGAACAAGAGAGAUCUUUCUAGACUGUAGCCACCAGGAAUUCUAGAGAAACUGGGCCAGGAUGCCGUCAUCAGCUGUUUUUAUAAUAUGUUCCUGUCCUUGGACAACAGACAAAAAAACCAUUCUUCCUGAAGAACUCUAAUGGGAAAUGGGCAUUUUUCUUCCUUGUUUUGAGACAGGACCUCACUGCAUAGCCCAAGCCGGCCUUGAACUUAGGAUCCUCCUGCCUUAGCCUCCUAUAUGUUGAAAUUACAAGUGUGUACCACUGUGCUCAGCUGUCUUCAUUUUUAUAAACAAAAGUAUGACUUCGGUACAUAAGGGGACUUGAUUCCCCCUGGGAGAACUGACCGGCUCUGGAAGCAAACAUCCCAAGAGAAAGCAGAUCAGUGGAUCACGAGCCCUGCUUGUUACCUCUCUGUUUGUUUGCUUGUUUUUCAAGACAGGAUUUCUCUGGCUAACCCCGGCUGUCCUGGAACUCAUUCUGUAGACAACGCUAACCUUAAACUCCCAGAGACCCGCCUGCCUCUGCCUCCCGAGUGCUGGAAUUAAAGGCGUGCCCCACCAUGCCCUGAGCUUGUUAUCUUGACUUGGUGCCAACCUGAAUCCUAGAGGUGUGUCCGGGAGGCUUUGGUAAUUUCAGGUUGGUCUUCCUAGGUGAUGCAGCAGCGACCUCCACAGGAGCUGGCUGGGCAGGAGUAGAGUUUAGUGACCUCAGAGCAUCUGGGGUGGCGGUGGGGGUGUUCCAGAAUCUCAUGAGUCUGAAGUCCAGGGCAAAUGGACGGGGUCCCUCUGCCUUUAUUUGAAAGCUGAAGUACCUGAGCUGACUGACACCACAAUGAAGAGACAAAGAGAGUCAGUCUGCACACUAAGGAUUUGUGGUCCAGCCGCUCGUUUUGAGUCCUAGGAGAGGUGGAAAGUGUGUUAGAAUCUUUCACUCUGCCUUUCCUUCUGGGGUUCAGGCCUGCUGUAGACCUGGUGCCCCUGCUUCUGCCUCCUCUCUCCUGGGACUGAAUUCUUGUGUCUUUUCUUUGUUUCCGUCCGUUCUCCCCGAAGACACAUUGUCUGGGGAGACUGUCCUGGUUAGGCUUCUGUUCCGGGACAGACCUCAGGGCAGAAGUUGGUUUGUAUGGGUGGUGGACAUUUCCUUAAGAGAGCUCUGACCUUGCUGGACUAGUAGCGACAGCGAGGCGUCCCGGUGUGGGUUCUGAAGCUGCCAACCUGUGCCCCUACACCUUUUGUGCACUGUUCCCUUUAAGGAGGGCCAGGGCUUGACUUUUUUCAACUACAUUAAUUACCUACCUGCCUAGGGUCCCUACCCGCAGGGGGCCAGGGAUGCAAGGUCAAGGUAACGCUGGAAAGCAGAAGGAAAAAGGGAAGAGGGAAAGAAGGAAGGGAGGAGGGAUAAAGGAAGGAGGGAGGAGGAGGAAGAGAGGGACAGGCAAUCAAGAGAGAUCUUGGAGCGAGCUUCCUCUAGCUCUUCAAGCACCUUGGCCUCUCGGGCUAUGGCGCCAGCUGAGAGCUGCUUGGAGGUUAAUGGCUCACCCACUGCCACGUGCUCCUUUUAGGAGUUAAAGAACCACAUCUUUGGAGAGGAGACACGCCACCCCUGCCACCCCCACAUGCCAGGAAGUCAUAUUUCUGAAGAUGUGAUUUAGCCCUCACAGAGGCUGCUGAUACCUCCGGUGUAGCCGCCUUCUGAGCAGCAAGUUCCCGUGAGCUCUUGGGCACCCACUGUAUUCUAUUUUGAAUGACCCCUAUUUAUGAACGUUGCCCUAUGAUGGGCUAGUCAAGGAAACAAUAAAUACUUCCUGGUAGCUCUGACUUGGAAUAAACCGCUGGCUGGUUGCCAAGGGAUUCAUCUGUCCUGCUCCCGGAUACCUGGAAAGCAGUUGCGAGUUCUGGGCCACUUCCUCCCAAGGCACCACAUGAGGUCCCUGUCUGUAGGUUCCCAGGAUCAACUAUAAUGUAAUAACUUCAUCUCUGUAAGAGCCAGGAAAGGUUCUGUCGGUGAGAAGGAUGGAAAACACCACCCAUGAGAAAGACGGCCGUGAUCUCAGGUUCUCUAACUUGAGAGCAUUAAAACUCAGAUGCCAGCGCACUGCCCAGUCUACAGUCAGGAGCACUAACGCAGUCAGCAAUGCUAAAAAUAUGUUGUUUCUUCAGGGGGUCCCCCUUCCUGUCCAGGGUAUGCCCAGGGGGCUGAGAGUCAGAGAAACCAACUUUUUGGCUUUCAAAUCAACAUGUAAAUCUAAUUUUAAGUCAUUUUAAUAACAUAAAAUUCACGUUCUGUGGCUGGGGAGAGGGCUUGGUCGGUAAAGCGCUUGCCAUGCAACCUGAGGACCUGAAUUUGAUCCUCUGUACCCAUGUAAAAACGCCAGAUGCAGCAAUAUGUACUGGUAAUCCCAGUGCUGGGGAGGCUGGGGAAAGAGGGUCCUUGACUUUGCUCCCUAGGGGUGCUGGCUGGUGAGUUAUAGUGAGAAACCCUGUCUUAAAGGAUAAGGUGCAGAGCUAUGGGGGAAGACAGUGCUGGGACCUGGAGUCCGUGUGCAAGAGCUCCUGAACUAACAUAUGCGCAUACGCACACACGCACACGCAUGCGCGCACACACGCAUAGAAGCUCACCUCCAAAUAACUACUUCAGUUCUACAUAGACCUAACUGGGUCCUUCCUUAAAAGGAGCUAAUAAUAUUUUGGCAUAUAAUUCUUCCAGUACCAUGUGUGGUUGUCAGUUGCAGGGUAACUUGCCCCUUUGCUCUGUCAGGGCUUUUAUAUUUUAAUAGGAUUUUGUUCCGUGUUCUGGGACUGCCUGGAUGCUCAUUUUCAGCAUGGUGGGUAUCUCUAGUGUUCAAGUGCCACCGAGGAGAGCUGCAUUCAGAAGUGGGCUUAUUCUGUCAGCUUUCAAAAUACCCACUGUCCCUCUGGGAUUUCUGGAGAGCUGAUCAGGGACCAAGGCUCCUUUUUGUGCCGUGGUGAUGCUUCUUUCCUUCUAGAACCGUCUUCUACUUACCAUUCGUAAGACUACCGCCCUGUGGUUUUCUGUCUCUCCAGUGAUACUCUUUUGCCGUUCUCGUCUCAAACUCGGAUUUCUAAUUUCCUCCUGUUCUUGGUGAAAACAGAGCGGGGAUCCCAGAAACAUAGGAGCCAACGUCAGUGGGGUGGCUCGCAUGGCAGAAGCUGCCUUUCCAUUUGCAGUUUCUCCAGGGUCCUGCCGCUCCUAGAUGGUUCUAUGGCAGGCCCCGGGGUGCUGGCUCCCCCUGCUGCCACCUUACAGCAUUGCUCCUGUGUGACUCAAGGAAGUCGCUAGAGAGAAGGGCAGAGAAAGGGCUAGAACCUGGUAGGUGAGUGAGCGCUCCCAGUCCAGCGAUGAGUGUUGAAAGUUGGCUUGAACCCAAAGCUUCUGGGCACAGUGAGGUGGUUUUCCUGCCGGCUGGGGCUGGGACUUGCCAGAGGUACCUCCUUGACUUCCUUACCUUUUCAGUGUCUACUUCCGAGGAUUUUCUAUUCAGUUCGCCACAGAAAAGGGCUUGCUGCCUGAAGGAGGCUCUGUCCCCACAGGACUUCUAGAAGUCAGUUGGAUAGCAGAGUGUCUACCCAAAGACUUCAACUUCCGAUAUUUUAAGUGGCAAACGUUGGUGAGAUGUAGUCACUGGUUGCAUGGUGUGUGUCUGUGAGUGGGUGUGUAUGGUUGUGUGCCAGGCAUUGGGGAUGACUGUCUGUCCUGCUGAUGGAGACAGGUAAUGCGUCGAGCACGCUUCAGGACCAGUGUGGGCCAGGUGCAAAAAUAAAAAUUGUGACUUCCCUGUCCUAAAUGAUUGGGGAUUUCAGUAGUGACAGUAGAGAUCUGGGCUGUCUGGGUUCUGCUGAGUGUGGGACAUGCAGUUGUCGAGGUCCAACACCCUGGAUCUGCCUUGACUCCACUGUAAAUGUAGAAGGGCCUCUCUGUGUCUCUUUCCUUUGGAAAGACCUCCCUGGCAGGCUGUGUAGAGCUGGGUAGUAAUGCCAUCUCUCCUCCUCUCGGCUCCCUUCCUUUUUUUUCUUUUAUCUUCUUUGCAGUGCUAAGAUCAAAGCUAGGGCCUCAUGUAAGCUCAGAAAGUGAUCUAUUUUUCAACAAGCCGUUCUUUUAUCUCUUGAAAGCACAGACAGUCUGGGAUAAUUAGAGCGCGCAGAACCCCGGCUCACAACAACAAGCACCCCUGAAUGGACAGGGAGUUGUCAACGGAUGCUCGAUGCUUUCUCAGAUCCCAGUCCGGGCUGUGUCACCUGAUAGCAAGUGGCUUUGAGCCUUCUAGAGUGAAUUCUCCGCCUUGAAAUAAAUCCUUUCCCUUAGCCACCAGUCAGGUACCAGGGGCUGCUCUCCCUGUCCGGGACUACUGUCAUGGGGAAGAUCCUAGAAGGCCUCAGUGUCCCUGCCCCCAGUGACUGGAUGCUUGUCCCUCAAGCUACCACUCUCUGGAGAGGAGGAGAGAUUGGAGCCAGGAGCCUCUCUGCCCUAGAGGCCAAGAGUCUGAGAUUUUGCUUCUGAGAGGCAGGGCCUCACAUGCUAGAAACCCCUGUGACUUGUGAGUGGCACUUGGGUGACGUUAGAGAAGGAGAAAGCCUGCUGUGUGUUAGCCCCUGAGAUCUCGAAGACCAGGGCUCCAGGAAGACCAGCGGGUGUGGAGUUGCCCCUCGCCACUCUCUGUGUGCGUUGCUCUGGUGUAUUGCUUUCCUUGUAUUGGGUGCUCCAAACACUCGGAGGCUCUGUUGGCCUUCGGAUGUAGUCCCAAGUCUUCACACGUAGAGCAAUAAUCCUCCAGUCUCCUGAUUCCCUUCCUGUAAUUCUAGCUCCAGAGAUGGAGGCAGGAGGAUCAGGAAUUUAGGGCCAACCUCAGCUGUAGAGGAGUUCAAGGCCAGCUGGGCUUCAUGAAACCCUGUCUCAAAACUAAAACCACGAAAACUGAGGAAGAGAAAGAGACAGAAGGUGUGCCCGUCAUGGACUUAAGUCACCUUAGAGGAAAGCAGAUGGUUUCCGUGGGCCACGCUCCGUGGAGGCACCUGACCACUACGGCAUCGGCAUCCAUUUUAAAGGCUGUUUUAGAACACACUUCAUCAAUCAACAUUCUCAAACCAUCACUUGCUGAGCAUUCUCCAAAGGUCUCAAUGGUUAGACGUGCAUUUAAAGGAGCAUUUGUUAAUGGCCCCAAGUAUCUUGGAACUGAGAGAUCAGCCUCAGAUCUGGUCCACACAGCCCAAGCUGGAGCCCGAGUCCUUGCCCCUGUGCCGGCUCCUGGGAGUGAGCUGCUGUCUUAGCUCUUCAGCGUUGCACCCUCACACACGCCGAUGGGGUGCAUACACACCUGUACAGAGGCGAGAAGCCGCCACCAAAUGACCUGUGUCUAACAGCUCCCAGCUCCUAGGUUUCUGCAUCGAAUGCAGUUUCCAACCAAGACAAAGACAGCAAUCCACUGCAUAGUGUGAAACGGCUGUGCUCCGUGUGUGGUUCGUCAUGAAAUCUCUGCUGUAUGUGUAUGUAUAUACCGUAUGUAAGAGGCUAUGCUGCCCACUGUGGCGUAAACUUAACAGAUUCUCUAGUCUGAAUAUUUAACUUGUUAUUGUAAAAUGUGAUUUCUCAUUGAGAGAUUAUUUUUCUGUAUGUACAUGAGAGUAUUUUAGGAAUCUAAUUUAAGUGCAUAAACUCUAGAAGAAAUUAAAACCAUACUCCAGGAGUAGCAAUGCCUGAUUGGAUCUCUUGGGUUCAACCCAACUAAAUUUUAUUAAAAGACAAAUCCAAGUUGAAUGUUUAGGAAUUCAGAAGUGUGAUUUUUUUUUUCUUUCUGCCUUGCAGGGGACAUGGUGUUAGUGAAGUGGGCAGAGGUAUGACAGAAUGGGGGGACCAUGUAGCCAUGGCCUGGGGUGAGAUCUUGUUACACUGCAGGCGGACUCCUACAGACGUCAUACACUCACAGUGUGUCUCACUCACAGCCCGUCUCCCAACAGACUGCUGCCACAGACCAUGUGGCCUGGUCAGGGAUCUCAGGAGCAUUCGGGGAGGCCGCACCCCGGCUUCAGCUUCUCCCACCACUGAGAAGCUGAUGGGGUGAGGGUGGGGGGAGGCCGAGCCUGGGUUUUCCAGGCUCAGCUGUUUGUAGGCAGGGGAAACAGGUACCCCACGCAGCUUCCUGAAGGCCCAGGCUGAGGCAAGAGGCCUGCCUUCCCUACUCUACACCCUUUCCAAGAAAAUACCAGAAGUUCAGGCUGCUUUUGAGCACCGCUGGAAUGUUCCUUCAGGUGACCCAGGGAGGCUGGUGAAACUGUGUCUAACCUCUUCCCCCGGCCCCUGUUCCCCAAGAGAGCGUCUACAAAUGACUUUAGUUAGUGGUGACUCUGAGUCCAGCUGUGCCACCUGAUCGGAAAUGCCUCUCGAUUAAGAGCCAGUUUCUGGUGACACAGGUGACCACGAUCACUGCAGGAAAUCCAGGGUCCACUGUUGAAAAGGACAAGCACAAGGGUGUGUUGGGCCAGCGCUUCUUUCAGUAAGCUGUGUGCCUCUUAAUACUGCCAGCUUAAUAAUAAUCCUGGUCUGGCGCACGCUGGAGUCAAACCAUGACCUGCCUGCAGAGGUGUGGGCAGCUUUACUGCAGGAUGCUUUCUGGACUCUGCUAAGGCUAAAAAUAACUGGUUUCUGUAGCUGCCUCUAGUCUCAAAGACAGGGCCACUUAGCUCGCUCAGAUGUAGCCUGGGAAGGCAUGUCAGGCCAGCGUGCAGAGCUGCACAAACUCUGGCUUCUCUGUCUGCAUAGACCCUGCUUCUUCUCUCCUGGAAUGAUGAGCGCUGGGCUGGGGUGACCACAGGUUGUGAGGAGAACGCGGGGCCCUCCCCCACGGCGUUGGUUGGUUAGCAUUUGUGAUCUCCGUAGUGGGCCACGGUGCUGGUAGCCUGCAGCUUCUUCACAGCCGGCAGUGGCGGAACUAAGCCACUCCCCCAUGGAUGUCCAGUUCAUUGUAAUGUGUGUUGCUAAGUAACAGUAUUUUCGUGAAAGGAUUAUAGUGUCCGCUUUAUAACACUAAUAGAGUUCUAAAGAUUAUUAGACAUUGUUAUAAAUUACAGACUUCUACAUCUGCGCAAGGCCUGCUGAAGCAGGCUCAUAAAGCUUCUUUUCCAUUUGUUUAAAAGGUGUUUUUAGUUUGUUUUUUUCAUGUCUGAACACCCUUUGGCACCUUAUUACACAUGAAAUGUUGUUUUACCAGCUCAGUUUCCAGCAAUAGGGCAUUGAUUUUCUUUAUACAGUGGCAACAUCAGUAGGAAUCGCCAGGCCCUGCAUCUCAUUCUUGGUCGCUUUGGCCUGUAUGGUCCAAAUCACAUAAGCUCACGAAUAAAACAAGAACAGUCAACCUCACUACCUCAGAUUAUUCUGAGCCUUUUCUUCCUCCACUUCUUUGCCGACACAUAGGACGCCAACA
Chionomys nivalis (European snow vole) is the source of this 15635-nucleotide messenger RNA. It is a transcript of the gene Itsn1, whose product is annotated as intersectin 1. The record is from RefSeq and is a predicted model, not a curated record. Lineage: Eukaryota; Metazoa; Chordata; Mammalia; Rodentia; Cricetidae. Gene Ontology annotation, molecular function: protein binding; guanyl-nucleotide exchange factor activity; calcium ion binding. Gene Ontology annotation, biological process: positive regulation of Rho protein signal transduction; clathrin-dependent synaptic vesicle endocytosis; intracellular signal transduction. The transcript is spliced from 39 exons. Bases 251 to 5395 code for a protein of 1714 amino acids. Gene Ontology annotation, cellular component: intracellular vesicle; clathrin-coated pit; cytoplasm.